Mandrillus leucophaeus (drill) is the source of this 3513-nucleotide messenger RNA. RefSeq names its product tandem C2 domains, nuclear (gene TC2N). Gene Ontology annotation, cellular component: nucleus. The coding region runs from base 103 to 1575 and encodes 490 amino acids. The record is from RefSeq and is a predicted model, not a curated record. The transcript is spliced from 12 exons. Lineage: Eukaryota; Metazoa; Chordata; Mammalia; Primates; Cercopithecidae.
GGCUGUGGGGGGCGCCUGUCGGGGCGGCCUGGCCUUGCGGGCUGGCGAUUAAUAUUAAGAUUGGAAGUUUGUAUCUUUUGCUGAAUAUUGGAAAUUGAAGUAAUGGCAACAGAAUUUAUAAAGAGUUGCUGUGGAGGAUGUUUCUAUGGUGAAACAGAAAAACACAACUUUUCUGUGGAAAGAGAUUUUAAAGCAACAGUCCCACAUAGUCAAAAUGCUACUAUCUCUGUACCUCCAUUGACUUCUGUUUCUGUAAAGCCUCAGGUUGGCUGUACUGAGGAUUAUUUGCUUUCCAAAUUACCAUCUGAUGGCAAAGAAGUACCAUUUGUGGUGCCCAAGUUUAAGUUAUCUUAUAUUCAACCCAGGACACAAGAAACUCCUUCACAUAUGGAAGAACUUGAAGCAUCUGCCAGAGCAUCUUUUGGAGAUCGAAAGGUAGAACUUUCCAGUUCAUCCCAGCACGGACCCAGCUAUGAUGUGUAUAACCCAUUCUAUAUGUAUCAGCACAUUUCACCUGAUUUGAGUCGACGCUUUCCUCCCCGUUCAGAAGUGACGAGACUGUAUGGAUCGGUUUGUGAUUUAAGGACCAACAAACUUCCCGGUUCCCCUGGGCUAAGCAAAUCUAUGUUUGAUCUUACAAGCUCAUCUCAGCGAUUCAUCCAGAGACAUGAUUCAUUGUCCAGUGUACCCAGUAGUUCUUCUUCAAGGAAAAAUUCUCAGGGGAGUAACAGAAGCCUGGAUACAAUUACUCUAUCAGGAGAUGAAAGGGACUUUGGGAGACUGAAUGUGAAAUUGUUUUAUAAUUCUUCAGUAGAACAGAUCUGGAUCACAGUUUUACAGUGCAGAGAUUUAAGUUGGCCCUCUAGUUAUGGAGACACUCCUACUGUUUCUAUAAAAGGAAUACUUACAUUGCCCAAACCAGUGCAUUUCAAAUCUUCAGCCAAGGAAGGUUCCAACGCUAUUGAAUUUAUGGAAACGUUUGUAUUUGCUAUUAAACUUCAAAGUCUACAAACCGUAAGGCUUAUAUUUAAGAUUCAAACCCAGACUCCCAGGAAGAAAACCAUUGGAAAAUGCUCACUAUCACUCAGAACCCUUAGCACACAGGAAAUGGAUUACUCUCUGGAUAUAACACCGCCUUCAAAAAUUUCUGUUUGCCAUGCAGAACUUGAAUUGGGGACUUGUUUUCAAGCAGUAAAUAGCAGAAUUCAGUUACAAAUUCUUGAGGCACAAUACCUUCCAAGCUCCUCAACACCUUUGACUUUGAGUUUUUUUGUGAAGGUGGGAAUGUUUAGCUCGGGAGAGUUGAUUUACAAGAAAAAGACACGCUCACUGAAGGCCUCCAGUGGAAGAGUCAAGUGGGGAGAGACUAUGAUUUUUCCACUUAUACAGAGUGAACGAGACAUUGUUUUUCUCAUUAAGCUUUAUAGUCGAAGCUCUGUAAGAAGAAAACACUUUGUGGGCCAGAUUUGGAUAAGUGAAGACAGUAAUAACAUUGAAGCAGUGAACCAGUGGAAAGAGACAGUAAUAAAUCCAGAAAAGGUUGUUAUCAAGUGGCACAAAUUAAAUCCAUCUUGAAGACUUCACACAUUAAUUUGGUGAAGAAUUUGACAUUCUUUUAGAAGACUUAUGAUUUCAAUUUGCUACCAAUGAGAAGAGACAAAUCAAUAAAUUUGUCAAUUUAUGGGGGCUAUAAUUACAGUAUAUAUUGUAUCUGACAGAAAAUUUGAUAAGAAAAUAUAAUGAAUUUUAUCAGAUAUCCAAAGUAAAGGAAAUGUUUUAAAACUGUGCAACAAGACACAGAUAGUAAAAUCAAAGGAUAGUAUUAAGAUGACUAAAUAAAUUACAAAGUCUAUGAGAAUAUCAACCACUGAUAGUUCUUUCUAUAUUAUGUUUUUGCUUUUGUAUUUUAAGCUUUACUUAGAUAUUCAAAACCUGGUAUAGCAAGUCUUUUAGUACUAUUGAUAUUUAGAAGACUUUAACAUUACUUCAGUGCUAGACAUUAUUGAUUGGGUCUUGGCUCCACUGUUUACCUCUUGCUAUAUAUUUUCUCCUGGUAAAAAUGAAUUGAACCAUUUCAACUAUUUUCUAUAUUGGGGGAAAGUUUAUGCCCUGUGUUUUAUAAUUUUUUACCCAUAAGACAUCACAUUACCACUUUGUAAGCUACUUAUCUCCAAGAAACUUCAGAAAUAGAAAACUACAUUUUGGCAGGAAUAAUUGAAAACACCAGAAGGUUGAAGUUUAAUUGGAAACCCAGAAUAUACAUACUUUGCUGUUUUCUUCCCUCAAAUAUUUUACUAUUUGUUUUAUUUGGAGUAAAAGUAAGAGUAUCAUCCAUAUGGUCCAUCCUAAUUCACAGAAUUAAAUGAGCUUAAAUAGCAAAUUCAGUAUUUUAUGAUAAUCAGUUCUUCGUUUUUAGUUUUUAAAAUUUAGAUUAUUCUGUAAUUUACAAUGUUUGAGUAUUUUCCCUUUUUUUUUUUUUUUAUUUAUAACCAUACCUGAUUAUACUGUGUAACAAAUAAGUAUUUUCUAUUGUAGUUUUCUUUCCAGUACUUUAAUUAGAACUCAGUAUUUGGAAAUAAUUUCAGUUUAAUUGACCAUAAGAAGUGUGGCCAAAAGAACAGCUUUUUGAAGGGGCAGAUGACAUUAUACCUGAUUUUAGAAAAUCUCACUUUAUUUUUGCUAAUAAGUAGACCAAGUGCUCUGUGUUCUCAGUCUUCCCUUCCCCCCCGCCACAUUCUUACUUUGUCACACACAUGCAGAGAUAGAUGGUGAUAUUUUAGGCCAGAAGUAUGCCUUGCUAUAACCUAAGCAUGCCUUGUUUAUUCCAGCUCCUAUGUUCUAUGUAUAUCAUUAACAUUUUCCCAAAUAAACAUUUAAUUCUCCUUUCCCUAGGUGCCAUCUCCUCAAGCUACAAAAUAUCCAUAUCUUAUAUCCCCUUUGCUUCUACUGCCCUGAUUUUGUGGUACCAGUACUCUCUGCCACUGAACAUUUUGAAAUACUUUUGUUUUAGAUUUGUAAAAAAUGACGUAUAGGUCAAUACUGACAUGGACUUUUAAGAUAAAUCACCUGUGUGAUACUAUUUUGAAUCUGAGACAAAUACAAAUUUUAAAAAUUGUUUUUAAAAAUAGACUUUUUUUUAGAGCAGUUGUAGGUUAACAGAAAAAUUGAGAGGAAGAUAGAGUUUCCUUUCUCCCCCAACAAAGCCCUCAACAGCCUCCCACGCUAUCAGUAUCCUGCACCACAAUGGUACAUUGUUAGAAUCGGUGAACCUACUCUCAAAUAUCAUUAUCAUCCAAAGUUCAUGGUUUACAUUAGGGUUCCCUCUUGGUGUUAUACAUUCUAUAGGUUUUGAUAAAUGUAUGAUGAUAUGUAUCCAUCAUUAUAAUAUAGAGUAGUUUCACUGCCCUAUACAUCCUCUGCAAAUGCAACUAUUUUGAUGGGUACCAAAGAAGUAAAUGUAUUACUGGCUUUCAGAUAAUAAAUAACAGGCUUUAUUGUUUAUUUUAAAAGCUA